Molecule: messenger RNA, 5787 nt
Organism: Eimeria necatrix
Lineage: Eukaryota; Apicomplexa; Conoidasida; Eucoccidiorida; Eimeriidae
Product: kinesin motor domain-containing protein, putative
Exons: 9
Coding region: 1-5787 (1928 amino acids)
Biological process (GO): microtubule-based movement
Cellular component (GO): microtubule; kinesin complex
Molecular function (GO): microtubule motor activity; ATP binding; ATP hydrolysis activity
Source: RefSeq, a predicted model, not a curated record
AUGUCCCCUUUUCCCGAGGAAGCAGCAGCAACUGUUUGCGUCAGGCUUAGGCCUCUUAACUGGCAGCAGAUAAACAAACUUGCCCUUCCUGCAUCCCCUGCUGCUGCUGCUGCUGCUGCUGGGCCCCUUGGCGUCUCUAUCCCUUCGGAAGCAGCAGCAGCAGUUGCUGCUGCCCUCAACAAGAAGGUCUUCUCUGAGGACGUGUGCAAUACGGAAAUAUAUGUGGAGACAGUUCAGCCGCUUGUGCUGCAGGCGACUGAGGGCGUCAGCAGCCUGGUGCUUGCUGCGGGGGGCCGCAGCAGCGGGAAAACCCACAGCCUCUUCGGCUCUUUGGAGGCCCCCGGUUUAGUGCCAGCAGCACUUUGGGAUUUAUUUUCUCACAUUUCUUCUUACGCAAAUCCCCACUCCAAAACAGCCAAAACAAAGAUCCUCAGCAGCAGCAGCAGCAGCAGCAGCAGCAGCAGCAGCAGCAGCAGCAGCAGCAGGGGCCCCCAGCCUCCGGGCCUCCUUGCGAGCUACCCGGAGAGGGCCCCCGCGCCCCAGGGGCCCUCCAGCAGGGGCCCCCAGAGGGGCCCCCAGGGGGGCCCCCAGGCUGCAGAGGCCCUUAAAGGGUACAGCGAAAACUCAACAAAUGAAUUUAAUGUUAGUUUUUCUUUUUUGGAAAUUCGAGAAAAUGAAAUUGGAGAUUUGCUGCGGGCUAUUGAGGGGUACAGCCCGGGGCAGCGAAUUCCCACGCUGGCGCUGAAGCACUGCAGCAGCAGCAGCAGCAGGAGCAGCAGCAGCAGCAGCAGCAGCGGAAGCAGCAGCGGAAGCAGCAGCGGCUGCAGCGGGUUUGGGGCACUCGAGGGGCUCAUGGAGGUAGACGUCACUAAUGUCGAAGAGGCCAUCAAAGCUGUCGUCAAAGCAGCAGCAUUUAAAAAGGCCCGGGACAUUCUGCUGCAGCGCGGGGGGGCCCACAGCCUCUUUCGUUUGGUGGUGGAAAGGGCGGAGACGCAAAAAGAAAAAAACAAAAAAGAAAUUAAAAAUAAAAAAAUAAAUCCAAAAGAAAUAAAUGACAAAAAAACAAUUCACGAAGAUCCAAUUCAAGCAGCAGAAGCAGCAGCGCAGGAGGCAGCAAGCGGCGCAGACGCAGCAGCAGCAGCAGCAGCAGCAGCAGCAGCAGCAGCAGCAGCAGCUGCUGCUGCUGCUGCUGCUGCUGCUGCUGUGGUUUAUAGAGCUGAAAUUAUUUUCGUCGAAGUCGCAGGUGUAGAUACACUCGGAACAGCACCCAAUGCAGGGUUUGGGCCCACGGUGUGGGAGUGGAUGGUUGAGUCUCUGCUUUCCUCCGGGACUCUUAGGAUUCUGCUGGAGGGGCAGCAGGACUGGAGUUUGCUGGAGGCCUCUCGCGUGUCGCGUUUGCUGCUGCUGCUGCUGCAGCAGCAGCGCCGGGGCAGCUGGCUGCUGCAGCAGCUUGCUGCUGAGCCUGCUGCUGCUGCUGAGGGCCCCGCGUCUCCCGCCGGGGGCCCCCCUGCUGCUGCUGCUGCUGCUGCUGCUGCUGCUGCUGCUGCUGCUGAGCAAGAAGACCCUUUUUGCUGCUCUGAAGAAACAUUUAAAACUCAAUUAAAAACAAAAGACAAAAAGACAAACUUCAUGAGCAUAGUUGAGGUGCCUAUACACCUCAAAUCCGCGCCCCACAACCACUGGCGCAGCAGCAACCACUGGCAGCAGCAGCAGCAGCAGCAGCAGCAGCAGCAGCAGCAGGAGUCUGAGGAUCCUCUUAAUCUAACGGGGCGGCUGUUCAGCUGCAGCGUGGACUACGAGGGGGCCCCCCGGGGCCCCACAGCAGCAGCAGCAGCAGCAGCAGCAGCAGCAGCAGCAGCGGGGGGCCCCCCGUACGCUUCGAAGGGUACUGCUGCAGUCCGGCAGCUGUUCAGCAGCAGAGACUCGCGCUGCAGCAGCAGCAGCAGCCGCAGCAACAGCAGCAGCAGCCGCAACAGCAGCAGCAGCCGCAACAGCAGCAGCAGCCGCAGCAGCGGCGGCAGCAGCAGCAGCAACUCUUCAGACUCCCAGGCCUACAGCAGGCAACGGGGCCCCCAGGGGGCCCCCUAUGGCCGCAGAAAGAGGGACUUGGGGCCCCUGGGGCCCCCAGGGUCCAAUGGGGGGCCCCCAAGUCCCUACGGGGGCCCCCAGGAGUCCUAUAGGGGCCCCCCAGGGUCUAAUGGGGGCCCCCCAGGGUCUAAUGGGGGCCCCCCAGGGUCUAACGGGGCCCCCCCAGGGUCUAAUGGGGGCCCCCCAGGGUCUAAUGGGGGCCCCCUAGGGUCUAAUGGGGGCCCCCCAGGGUCUAAUGGGGGCCCCUCGGGGACUAGGGGGCCCCCAUUGGGGGCCCCCUCUGGAGCUGAGGGGCCCCUUAGGGGAGGUGAGGAGACACCUGAAGGGUACAGUUCGCGGGGUGUACGUACACCUGAAGAGUCCCCGGAAACUCCAGCCUCCGAGGGGGAGGGGGGCCCCCCAGCUGGGGGCCCCCUGAAGGGGCCCCCCUGGGGGCCCCCAGGGGGGCCCCCAGGGGGGCCCCCCCGGCUGAGGGCCCCGCGGGGGGGGGCCCCCGGGGGGCCCCACUGCCGCCUGCGAAGGGGCCUGGGGGCCCCCAAAAGCCCUUCUCCGGGAACUCCAAUUUCUGAAGAAACAGAAGAGACUUUUGGAGACACUGAGGAGACAGUGCAGCAGCUCACUUUUACCCUCGACUGGAGGGUCCAGGCGGCCCCUUCGGGGGCCCCCGGGGGGCCCCCGGGGGGCCCCCGGGGGCCCCCGGGGGCCCCCGGGGGCCCCCAGGGGGCCCCACAGCUUCUGCAACUCAGCCAGGGGGCCCUCGAAAAGGAGACCCAAGGAGACACUGCAGCAGAAGCUCCAGUGACCCCUCACUUCAGCAGCGAUGAAGAAACAAGGGAGAGUGGGGGGGCCCCCGCGGGGCUGCAGCAGCAGCAGCAGCAGCAGCACAGCAGCAGCAGCAGCAGCAGCAGCAGCAGCAAGAGCAGCAGCAAGGGAGACAGCCAGGGCAAAGCAGCAGAACACGACAGCAAGGACCUCGUCAGACAAGCAACAAAGCUAAGAAGCGAGGUAAUGAGCCUUAUCCAGGAAAGCAGCAGCAGCAAACUCUGGGGGGCCCCCCGUUUUGCUUCUCGGGAAGGGGGCCCCCAGCAGGGGCCCCUUCUGCUGACAGAAAAGAGCAGCAAAAGGGCCCCCUUGGGGGGCCCCCCUCAAGCCCCUUCCUACCCCACUGGCCCCUUUGGGGGGCCCCCCAGUGAGGGGCCCCCUGAAAGGCCCUCUCAGGGGCCCCCUCACUGCCAUCACUGGUGCCCCCAGCAGCAGCAGCAGCAGCAGCAGCAGCAGCAGCAGCAGCAGCAGCAGCAGCAGUGUGGGGGCCCCUGCGGGCAAAGCUGCGGGGGCCCCUGGCUGUGUGGCUGCGUGCAUGCGCAUGUCCCUUUGUCUCCUCCUCACUGCUGCUCCCCUUGCUGGGGGCCCCCCAGCCAGCUGGGGGCCCCCAAGGGGGCCCGCUCGGGGGCCCCCUCGGGGGCCCCCUCGGAGGCCCCCAAGGGGGGCCCCACGGGGGCCCCCGCUGCAGCAGAGGGGGGCCCCCCUCAGGGGCAGGGGCUGCAGGUCCUUAUGCUGCCUUCGAGCCCCCCAGGGGCCCCCUGGGGGCCCCCCGUCGUUGCUGCAGCAGCAAGUGGGGGCCCCCCUUUGUACGUGCAGUACCCUGCUGGGUGGUCCCCUCAUGGGGCCCCUCAGUGCUCUGCAGCAGCAGCAGCAGCAGCAGCAGCAGCAGCAGCAGCAGCAGCAAAGGGCCCUUCCAGGGGGGCCCCACAGGCGCAGCAGCUAACAGCAGCAGACCGCCAGCUGCUGCACUUCAAAGCCUCAAAAGGCGGCGCAGCGUGGGAGGUUCCUGCCCCCCCUCCCGCAGCAGCAGCAGCAGCAGCAGCAGCAGCAGCAGCAGCAGCAGCAGAAGACGAAGACAGCAGCAGCAGCAGCAGCAGCAGCAGCUUCUGCCUCCCUGAAGAGCCGAGGAGGCCCCGCAGGCAAACAGAAUCCAAAAGCGAUUUGCUGCUGCAGGGUACCCUGAGGCCCUGGGCCAGAGACCCCAGGGGGCCCCCCAGGGGCCCCAAAACAAGAAUGAGGGGGCCCCCCCGGGGGCCCCCAAGGGGCCCCCCAAGGGGGCCCCCCUGGGGCCCCCCUGCCUCCCUGCAGCCGCGAUGCAGCAGCCAAGAUGCGGCAGCAGGCACUGAACCCUCACACUUCAGGGGCCCCCUGGGGGCCCCCGGGGGCCCCCUGGGGGCCCCUGGGGGCCCCCUGGGGCCCCCUGGGGGCCCCUUGGGGGCCCCUGGGGGCCCCCUAGCGGUCCCGGGGGCCCCCCUGGGCCCCCUUGGUGUAUUUACAGCCCACCCAGGAUGCUUCAGCAGCAACCAGUGGGGCCCAACAGGGGCCCCCCCACUUCCCUUGUUGGGGGGCCCCCCUGGGGGCCCCCAGGGAGGCCCCCCGGGGGGCCCCCCCUGCUUGCUGCGCUUCAAAGGCAAGGCCACAGUGGGCGGUGACAGCAGCAGCAGCUGCAGCAGCAGCUGCAGCAGCAGCAGCUGCAGCAGCAGCAGCAGCAGCAGCGGCUCGAGCUGCAGCAGCAGCAGCUGCAGCAGCAGCAGCAGCAGCAGCGGCACAUCCUCAGGAGCCCCCUCAUUGCAGGUGUCUCCAGCAACAACGGAGCGCAGGGCCUUUCUCCAAGGGACUGACAGCUCAAUGCAACAGCAGCAGCAGCAGCAGCAGCAACACCGGCAGCAGCAGCAGCAGCAGCAGCCGCAGCAGCAGCAACAGCAGCAGCAGCAGCAGCAGCAGCAGCGGCAGCAAGCAUACCGAGCAGCCCCGCCAACACUGAGGGCCCCUGCCCCUACCCAAAUCCGAAACGUCCUGGGGGGCCCCCAGGGGCCCCAGGGGCCCCCAGGUGGCGCGUACGCUUCGUACCCUCCUCAAGAGGGGCCCCCCUAUUCCGAGGGGCCCCCCAGCUACCCUGUGGGGCCCCCCCAGCAGUGGGGCUUCAAUAGGGGCAUCGAGGGGCCCCCAUGGGCCCCCUACGGGGGCCCCCUGGGGGCCCCCCAGGGGGCCCCCAAUCCCAGCAGCCGCUGCGCAGUUACCCCUCGCUGGGGGCCCCCCCCUUCUGCCCCUCCUACCUGGCGAGAACAGAGGGGCCCCGGGGGCCCCGGGGGCCCCCAGGGGCCCCUGGAGGCCCUGCUGGGCCUUCUGUUAGCUGGGGGCCCCCAGCCCCCAAAAGUCCCUCUUUUGUACCAUUACCAGAAAGCGCCAGUGCCCCCCCAGGGGACUUGUGGGGCCCCUGGGGCUCAGCAGGUGCUGCUGCUGCAGGGGCCCGCCGAAGCAGCAGCAGCUGCAGCAGGAGGGCCCCCUGGGGCCCCCCCGGGGGCCCCCCCGAGGGGGCCCCCGGGGGGCCCCCCCGGGGGGCCCCCCGGGGGGCCCCCCGGGGGGCCCCCAGAGGGUUCGAUUAUUGUUUGUCGGAAUGUCUUCACUUACUUGAUGACAAAGUUGGGGAAAGUUAUGCACAGAGGCCCCGGCUGCCUCCUGGGGAGACCACUGCAGCACAGCCCCCGCUGCCUUUCCGGAGGAGGCGAAGCGUCUCGAAAGGAGGCAGGCGAGAGGCAGCAGCAGCAGCAGCAGCAGCAGGAUCAGCAGCAACGUCAGCAGCAGCAACAAGGGCCCCCACACCAACAGCUUACUGCAGCAGCAAACAGGGCGGGGGUUCUUUUGGCUGCGAAUUAA